Messenger RNA from Sinocyclocheilus rhinocerous, 2540 nucleotides. Its product is annotated as RING finger protein 10-like. Gene Ontology annotation, molecular function: metal ion binding; transcription cis-regulatory region binding. NCBI's taxonomy places the organism in Eukaryota, Metazoa, Chordata, Actinopteri, Cypriniformes, Cyprinidae. The record is from RefSeq and is a predicted model, not a curated record. Gene Ontology annotation, biological process: positive regulation of myelination; positive regulation of transcription by RNA polymerase II. The transcript has 14 exons. The coding region runs from base 428 to 2434 and encodes 668 amino acids.
UUACGGUUCCUGUUUGGCGACCCUUCGCCAUAUGUCUGAUAUUAUUUAGCAGAACUAAAAUUUGGGUUAAAACCCAUUUAUUCAUCCGUUUUCCUCUUUUGGAAAGCGGUUAACGCCUUGUGGGGCGCAACACUUCCCACGCCAAGGAAAAUCGGCGCUUUUCAAGGGGCGAGGUCCCGCUUUUUGGGCACUUAUUUUUUUGUGUUAGCACACAGCUUUUUUUACCGAGACAUUUAGCUUGUGUCUCUGUUUUUCUCUCGGUUUGUUUGUGGUCAAGAUGUCGCCGUAAUGGGGUCUCCGCGUUUGACAGAAAUGAAUAAGGGCCUUCGCCGCCUGACCUGCAUUCGCAACAGCCCGUUGUUCUCCCCGUUUACCCCGUUUCACGCUAGAGAGCUCGAAGGCUGUUUCCCCGGAGUUAGGCCUCAAUAUGGAGAAAAACCCAAACGCCAACAACAGCAGCAGCACGAAGAUCCCGCCCCGUUCCAGCUCUACAGGCCCGACUCCUACAGAUUCUAAAGCCAAAACAGAUGGUAAGAAUAAUGGGGGCUCAAAGCGCUAUAGCCGCAAGCGUGAGCCCACUUUUGCCAAGGCCGAGAGCUUUCCGGGCCCACGCCGCUCCCAGCCACAUAAAAGCAAGAAUUUUGACAAGAGACCCCCUCAGAGAGGUGGCGGAGGGGGGAGACUGUAUGGACUCGCUGGUGGUGGGAGAAGAGAAGAGGUAGCAGAGAACCGCCGGGCAGAGUUUAGCCCGGCUCAGUUUGCUGGACCCAAAAAGAUAAGUCUGAACCACCUGCUCAACUUCACGUUUGAGCCACGAGGAGGUCAUUUUGGCUCCGGAGGUGAUGGCCACUCCUGCUGGGGUCGCCGCAACAAGUGGGGUCACAAACACAAGCCCUUCAACAAGGAGCUUUUCCUGCAGGCUAAUUGCCAGUUUGUUGUAAUUGAUGAUCAGGACUAUCAAGCCCACUUCACUGAUCCGGACACUUUGGUGGACUGGGACUGUGUGCAACAAGUGCGCAUCUGCAGUCACGAGGUGCCGUCUUGUCCGAUCUGCCUGUAUCCCCCUGUGGCGGCCCACAUCACGCGCUGCGGCCACAUCUACUGUUGGCCAUGCAUGCUGCACUACCUCUCUCUGAGCGAGAAGAGUUGGUCCAAGUGCCCCAUUUGCUAUGAGGCUGUGCACAGCGCUGAUCUCAAGAGUGUGGUUGCCAUGGAGACGCAUCAAUACGUGACCGGUAACGUCAUCACUAUGCGUCUAAUGCGGAGAGAGAAAGGAUCGCUUGUGGCUCUUCCCAGCUGUCAGUGGGUGAAGGUGGAAGAGCCCAUUCAUUUUGGAGAUGUGCAUUUGCGCGCAUACUCCAAGCUGCUGCUGGCGUCUCAGGAGCAGGUUUUGGGUUUGCUGGCUGAAGAGCGGGUGGCUCUCCAAACCCAGCUCAGCCAAGAGAAAGACGACCCACAGGCCUGUUUCAUACAGAGCGCCUUACUGCAGCUGCAGGAGCGAGAGGAGGGUCUUUUGAAGGGAGGCUGUAAAAAUGGUGGUUUUGUUGAUGGGGCAGACAUGAGGAAACUGUCUCUAUCUGUGCACUCCUCUCCAGAGGUGGUCAAGAACCUCCCAAACUCAAAGCCCAUCCUGCAGUAUGCUUCAGCGUUUGAUGAUGAGCUUCAGGAGGCUCAUGAGGCGCCCGUGGAAGAGAUAGCUGUUCAGAGUGUUCCUGAGGUGGCCAAAGAGAUGCCUGAAAGAGCUGUGGAGGACAAACCUGUAGAAGAGACGCCUCAGACCAGCCAGGCCGCUCAUCAUGGCCCAUAUUACUACUUCUAUCAAGGUUUUUUUCUAUUUCUGGCAGAUGACUUGGAGAAACGGAAGCGCCUGAGGCAGAAGAAAGCGAGGGAUGAAAAGAGAAGGGAGAAGAGGAUUGAAAUUGAGGAAAACAGGAAACAUGGCAAAUAUCCAGAGGUGCACAUUGGGCUUGAGAACCUCCAGCAUUUUCCUGCUUUUGGAUCGCCUUCUCAGAGCGGCUCACAGGUGCAGCUCCCAGAGCUCCUGCUGGGCCCCCCGUCUCCUCUAAGCAGCAGCCCUUCAUCAGAUGGAGUGAUGUUUCCUAAUCUGAGUGAGCACAGUCCGUCUCUGAGCAUAGCCAGUGUGGAAGAGGAUUCUCACUGCAUGUCCUUCGCUCAGAUGCUGAAAGAUGGGAAAGCCCGUGUGGAUGCCGGGCCUAAAACUACCCCAAAGAAAGGUGAAGACAUGUUCCUGGCCCCUCCUCUGGCAGACAGUGAUGGAGAGAGUGACGGCUCUGAUCGGGUCCCAGUACCCAGUUUCCAAAACUCGUUCAGUCAGGCUUUUGAGCAGGCUUUGUCCCAGCUGGACCAUGGAAAUCAAACUCCAGCACAGGCUUUACCCAUCCCUGGUGAGAAAAAAAAAAGAUUCUUAUUUUAAUUCACCCAAAAAUGCAAAUUGUUAUCAUUUACUCACCCACAGGUUGUUCCAAACCUGUAUGAAUUUCUAUCUUCUGUUGAAUACGAAAGAUAUCUUGAGGAAUAUA